Microcebus murinus (gray mouse lemur) is the source of this 4709-nucleotide messenger RNA. The record is from RefSeq and is a predicted model, not a curated record. NCBI's taxonomy places the organism in Eukaryota, Metazoa, Chordata, Mammalia, Primates, Cheirogaleidae.
CCACACCACUCCCCAGCCUCGUGACUACUCUGGCGGAGAAGCUCCUGCUCGACGGGGCGGGCGGGCAACUGGGACACGUGCCCCCUCCCACAACCCCAAACCCGGGCGAGCUCUGCGCGAGGCCGGGCCGGGGAGGGGCCAGCCGGGGGCGGCCUGGCAGGAAGCGGCGCGUACCUUCCGCCGCAGGAGGAGCAGGUGGCUGCAGUGCGGCUGGGGACCCAGGCUUCCUGUGUGCGCUCCGACCGCUGCUGUUUCCCGCCCCGAAGCUCGUCGGGCCGUCCCGGCCCAGCCCUGCCCCAUGGCCCAGACCCCCGACGGCAUCUCCUGCGAGCUGCGAGGAGAGAUCGCCAGGUUCCUGUGGCCCAAGGAGGCAGAGCUGCUGCUGAAAACCUGGCUACCCCAGGAGGGUGCUGAGCGGAGUUAUGUCCUGGUGCUGCUGCGAUGGAGAGUCUACCUGCUCCACACCUGCCUCCCUCUGAGAGUGGACUGCACGUUCAGCUACCUGGAGGUCCAGGCCAUGGCACUGCAGGAGACACCCCCUCAGGUCACCUUUGAGCUGGAGUCCCUGCCUGAUCUGGUCCUGGAGGUUCCUGACGUGGCUGCCCUGGAACGGCUGGCCCAGCAUGUGGCUGUGGCCAUCAAGAAGGUCUUCCCUCGUUCAACCCUUGGGAAGCUAUUCAGGAAGCCCACACCCCCCUCCAUGCUGGCUCGGCUGGAGAGCGGCCACCCCUCAGAGGGCAGCGCCCCCUGCAGCCCCUGCGGUGGCUUCUUGGAGACUUACGAGGCUCUGUGUGACUACAAUGGCUUCCCUUUCCGAGAAGAGAUUCAGUGGGAUGUGGACACCAUCUACCAUCGUCAGGGCUGCCGCCAUUUCAGCCUGGGGGACUUCAGCCACCUUGGCAGUCGGGACCUGGCCUUAAGCGUGGCUGCCCUGUCCUACAACCUGUGGUUCCGGCGUCUCUCCUGUGUGGACAUGAAGCUGAGCCUUGAGGUCUCAGAGCAGAUUCUGCACAUGAUGAGUCAGUCUUCCCACCUGGAGGAGCUGCUGCUGGAGACCUGUGGCCUGAGGGGAGACUUUGUCCGGCGACUGGCCCAAGCGCUGGCAGGACACUCAAGCUCUGGGCUCCGGGAGCUCAGCCUGGCAGGGAACCUGGUGGAUGACAGAGGUGUAGCUGCGCUCAGCAGACACCUAGAGCAUCGUCCAGGAGCCCUGAGGAGACUCAGCCUAGCGCAGACAGGGUUGACACCUCGAGGAAUGAGGGCUCUGGGCCGGGCACUGGCCACCAAUGUUGCCUUCGACUCCGCCUUGAUUCACCUGGACCUUUCUGGGAACCCUGGGGCGCUGGGGGCCUCCGAGGAUGGUGGGGGCCUCUAUAGUUUCCUGAGCCGUCCUAAUGUUCUGACCUUCCUGAACGUCGCAGGCACCGACGCCGCCCUGGACACUCUCUUUGCGGCGCUGUCCCGCGGCUGCUGCACCAACCUCACCCACCUAGAUGCUUCGAGGAAUGUCUUCUCCCGCACGAAGUCCCGGGCCGCGCCGGCCGCGCUGCAGCUCUUCCUCGGCCGCGCGGGGACGCUGCGGCAUCUGAGCCUGGCGGGCUGCAAGCUGCCACCAGACGCAGUCAGGGCACUUUUGGAUGGCCUUGCGCUCAACACGCACCUCCGCGACCUACACUUGGACCUCAGCGCUUGUGAGCUGCGCUCGGCCGGCGCCCAGGUGAUACAAGACUCAGUGUGCGACGCAGGCGCCGUGAGCUCCCUGGAUCUGGCGGAUAAUGGCUUCGGCUCGGACAUGGUGACUCUGGUGCUGGCCAUUGGGAGGAGCCGGUCCCUGAGACACGUGGCUCUUGGAAGGAACUUCAACGUCCGGUGCAAGGAGACCCUGGACGACGUCCUGCACCGGAUUGUCCAGCUCAUGCAGGACGACGACUGUCCUCUGCAGUCUCUGUCCGUGGCUGAGUCUCGGCUGAAGCUGAGCGCCAGUGUCCUACUCCGGGCCCUGGGCUCCAACCCUAACCUGACAGCGCUGGAUAUCAGCGGCAACGCCAUGGGGGACGUGGGCGCCAAGUUGCUGGCGAAGACGCUGCGGGUCAACACGAGGCUCCGGUCUGUGGUCUGGGACCGGAACAACACUUCUGCUCUGGGCCUGCUGGACGUGGCGCAGGCGCUGGAGCACAACCAUAGCCUGAAAGCCAUGCCUCUGCCACUCAACGACGUGGCCCAGGCGCAGCGCAGCCGCCCGGAACUGACAGCACGUGCAAUCCAUCAGAUCCAAGCCUGUCUCUUGAGGAACAACCGCGCGGACCCUGCCUCUUCUGACCGCCUGACCCACCUUCAGCCACUGAGUCUGGUUUCAAACCCCUCUGAGCAGGAAGUGAAUGAACUAUGUCAGUCGGUGCAGGAGCACAUGGAGCUGCUGGGCUGUGGGGCUGGGCCCCAGGGUGAAGCUGCUGUGCACCAGGCCGAGGAUGCCAUCCAAAAUGCCAACUUUUCUCUCAGUAUUCUCCCCAUUCUAUAUGAGGCUGGGAGCUCCCCAAGCCAUCACUGGCAGCUUCGGCAGAAGCUGGAGGCUCUCCUGAGACAGGUGGGUGAAGUCUGCCGCCAGGAGAUCCAGGUGAGAUGGUUUUCCUGCCCCAGCCCCACCUGCACCUGGAAGCUUGACUAUGCCAUCCCUGAGUUAAAGUUCUGUGGGGGUCGGAGCCUAAAGCCAAGUGGCCUUGGGCCCUGGCCACACCCUCACCAUGCUCUGACCUUUGCUCAGGACUUCACUCAGGCCACACUGGACACAACAAGGAGCCUCUGCCCACAGAUACUGCAGGGAUCUGGCUGGAGGGAGCAGCUAGAGGGAGCCCUGGUGGGCUCAAGGGGCUUCCCAGAGCUGCUGCCAGAACAGCUGCUGCAAAAUGCCUUCACUAGGCUCAGGGAUAUGCAGCUGUCAGUCACAGGGACCUUGGCAGAGAGCAUUGUGGCUCAGGCUCUGGCGGGUCUGAGUGCAGCCCGGGACCGGCUGGUGGAGAGUCUGGCUCAGCAGGCAACAGUGGUGGUGCCCUCUGCCCUGCCCACACUGGAUGGAGGUGAGCCCAGCCCCCUCGGGCCUGGGGAAUUGGAAGGUCUCUUCUUCCCGGAGGAGAAGGAAGAGAAAGAGGCAGAGGAGGAGGAAGAGAAGGAGAAGGAUGACAGUCCUCGGAAAUGGCCUGAACCCAGCCACGUUCUUCGCCCCGCCUCAUCCAUUCACAGUGCUGCUGAGGAACCGGAGCCCGAGCUGGCGGCUCCGGGGGAAGAUGCGGAGCCGCAGGCGGGGCCUUCCGUGCGCGGCUCUCCGAGCCCUGCCGCCCCCGGUCCCCAGGCCGGCCCGCUGCCUCGCAUGGACCUGCCACCCGCCGGACAGCCCCUGCGCCAUCCGACCCGGGCCCGGCCGCGGCCCCGCCGCCAGCACCACCACCGCCCGCCGCCGGGGGGCCCGCAGGUGCCCCCAGCCUUGCCGCAGGAAGGGAAUGGGCUCAGUGCCCGCGUGGACGAGGGCGUGGAGGAAUUCUUCUCAAAAAGGCUGAUCCAGCAGGAUCGCCUCUGGGCCCCUGAGGAGGACCCGGCCACCGAGGGGGGUGCCACUCCUGUGCCCCGUACACUGCGAAAGAAGCUGGGCACCCUCUUUGCCUUCAAGAAACCUCGUUCAACACGGGGUCCACGGCCCGAUCUAGAGACCAGCCCUGUGGCAGCUCCCCGCACCCGAAAAACUACACUUGGCGACCUGCUGCGGCCACCAACCCGUCCCAGCCGUGGUGAGGAAUCUGGUGGGGCUGAGGGGGGCAUCAGCAGCCCUGACUCUGCCCGCAGGAGCCGGCCGCGCUACACAAGGGACAGCAAGGCCUACUCCAUGAUCCUACUACCUGCCGAGGAGGAGGAGGCAUCGCUGGGUGCCAGACCCGACAAGCGGCGGCCCUUGGAGCGGGGAGAGACAGAGCUGGCUCCAUCCUUCGAACAGCGGGUACAAGUGAUGCUGCAGAGGAUAGGAGUGAGCCGAGGCAGCGGGGGUGCCGAAGGCAAGAGGAAGCAAAGCAAAGAUGGUGAGAUCAAGAAAGCUGGCUCAGAUGGUGACAUCAUGGACAGUUCCACAGAGGCCCCUCCCAUCUCAAUCAAGUCCCGUACCCACUCUGUGUCUGCCGACCCCUCAUGUAGACCUGGCCCAGGUGGCCAGGGGCCUGAGUCCACCACCUGGAAGACACUGGGGCAGCAGUUGAAUGCAGAGCUCAGGGGCCGUGGUUGGGGCCAACAGGAUGGUCCAGGCCCCCCCUCCCCUUGUCAAAGCCCAAGCCCCCGAAGAGCCAGCCCCUCCCCAGACAGCCUGGGCCUCCCGGAAGAGCCUUGCUUGGGUCCCAGGAAUGAAGAUGGCCAGCUGAGGCCGCGGCCUCUCUCGGCUGGGCGACGAGCAGUGUCUGUGCAUGAGGACCAGCUCCAGGCCCCUGCUGAACGACCCCUGCGGCUACAGCGCUCCCCAGUCCUCAAACGUAGGCCGAAGCUUGAGGCACCCCCGUCCCCAAGCCUAGGAUCUGGCCUUGGAACAGAGCCUCUGUCCCGAGAGCCCACAGCGCCCUCCAGCCCUGAGCGGAGCACCCCCUCCCCAGCCACAGACCAAAGAGACGGCGGCCCCAACCCCUGAUCCUCUUCUCUCCUGCCGCAUGAGAUUAUUUUAUUAAAAAACUCAAAGGAAA